Messenger RNA from Oppiella nova, 393 nucleotides. The record is from the annotation of a GenBank genome assembly. Lineage: Eukaryota; Metazoa; Arthropoda; Arachnida; Sarcoptiformes; Oppiidae.
UGUAAGUGUCAGUCAGAAGUGAAGUAUAAUACUGUAUAAGUGACAGAAAUCGCCGGUUGUUUGCCAACUGAUCCUAAGCUGAUCGCUACGAUCACAACUAACAUGACUUCAAUUAAAAUGGGAGACCAAUGGAGGAGAUAUUCAAUAGCUUUAAUGCUUAUACUGUUAAGUAUGACAUUUGACAAAUGUGUGGCCAACGAUGACAUUGAGGGCGAGACGACUGGCACAGUGGACAAGGACUUGGGCGCAGGACGUGAGGGGUCGCGUACUGAUGAUGAGGUGGUGGUGCGCGAGGAGGAGGCCAUCAAACUGGAGGGCCUAUCGGUGUCCCAAUUGAAGCAAAUGCGAGAAUCGGCCGAAAAGUUUGCAUUUCAGGCAGAAGUGAACAAAAUG